AUGUCCGACGAACGUAUAUCACCGAGCGAAAGCAACAACGAGAACGAUUCCAAUGUCGAGUACAAGGUAUUCGUAUCUGCGGAUGUCAGUCCAUCUGGAAGUGUAAAUGAAAGUACAGUCAACAGUGCAAUUCCAAGCAGACCGAGCAGUGCAGGAGGAAUCCCACCAAAAAAUCGAGGAAGGGUUCGAUUCAAUGCCACAAAUGAAGCCAAUGAUUUGGAGAACAAGAAAACGCUCCACCCAUUGAGGGAUAAGUCUGUCUCACCUCACAGAUUAUUACAACAAAUCCAAUUACCGAAAGCUGCCAAAUACACACCAUCCCAUUCGAGAAAUAGCAGUUCUAAUUCAUUGAUGGCAUUCACUCCCGAUGUGGAAAAGGACAAUCCAUUUUCGGAUUUAGCAGCCAUCAACAACAGCCCUGUUACACCACCAGUUAGCAAACCCAGACCGAGCGUACUGAGAAACAACUCGGGUCUAGGAUACAAGGCAGACUUAUCGGAUGUGGAGGAACAUAAUGAGAAGACUUUCUCUGCUUUGGCUGCUCAAAGUAGAGCUCAGAGAAUUGCUUCAUUGGUUGGAAGUAACUCCACACCAAUCUCAAGAAGAAACAGCUUCGAUGACGAUGCAGAUGAUUUUCCAUCUCCACGGCCAAGGAAUCCCAGCCGUCUCCCUGUUAGAAUCGAUGACAUUCCACUUGUUCCAAUGGAAAGCAGACCAUAUGACGGAGCAGAUAGCGAUGACGAUAUUCAGAACGAGAAGCCCAAAGAAUCAAGUUCGACCGAAGCACACAAACUCGUAAGAUCACACACUGGCAAGGCUCGAAAGGAUGCAUUCAAGAUACCUGUACCACGUCCAGGCUUGGUCUCUGGUCAGGUCACACCCGAAGAUGAGCAUGCAAUUAUGGAAGAAUAUGUUCCACGCCCUCAGCAGUUCAGAGGUGGUGUUCUCUCUUCACUUCUAAAGCUCUAUAAUGCACCUACCAAUGGAGGAAUCACGAGCUCGCCGGUCUCAAGAAGAAACAGUUUCGGUUCUGAAGGUACCCUACCAGUUUCCCUCGGAUCUUCUGGAGUAACGACUCCGAAGAAAAGUGCAAAAUGGUAUCAUCAAAAGAACCAAUCCCAAGAUACGCUCGCUGGUCUCAUGGAAGCAUCCGCAAUGUUAGCUGCACCAGCUGGAGGAACUGGUACCCCCAAAAAGAAGUCUGCGAGACCUGGAAUGGGAAAACGUACUCAUAGUGGCAGACUCAUCGAAACCGCUGCCAGACAAUUGGCUGGAAGGCCUAGAUUGGAGGACGAGAUUCGAAUCACUAUCCAUAUCGCCGAGACUCUCAGCAGACAAAAAUACCUUCUGAAACUCUGUCGAGCGUUGAUGACAUAUGGAGCACCAACACAUCGCUUGGAAGAAUACAUGAAGAUGACAGCUCGAGUUCUUGAGAUUGAUGCACAAGUUCUUUACAUGCCUGGCUGUAUGAUUAUCUCCUUUGAUGAUGCAUCGACACAUACCACUGAAGUAAAGCUUGUUAGAUCUGUUCAAGGUGUUGAUCUUGGCAAGUUAAAAGAUGUCCAUGAGAUAUACAAGGAGGUAGUGCAUGAUGUCAUUGGUGUUGAAGAAGCCACACAGCGAUUGGAUGCCAUUAUUAAAAAGAAGCUAAAGUACCAUCCUUGGUUUUUGGUUAUCGUAUAUGGAUUUGCAAGUGCUAGCGUAGCACCAUUUGCAUUCGAAGCACGUCUCAUCGACUUACCCAUCGCAUUUUUACUGGGUUGCCUUCUUGGAUUCUUGCAACUCAUCGUUGCUCCCAAAUCCGAUCUUUACGCAAAUGUCUUUGAAAUUUCCGCCGCAGUCUUGACAUCUUUCUUGGCUAGAGCUUUCGGUUCACUCCGAGGAGGUAAUCUCUUUUGUUUCUCCGCCCUUGCUCAAUCUUCCAUCGCUCUCAUCCUUCCCGGUUAUAUGGUUCUUUGUGGUUCGCUUGAGCUCCAAUCACGUUCCAUGGUCGCUGGUUCGGUACGAAUGGUGUACGCAAUCAUUUACUCUCUCUUCCUUGGAUAUGGCAUCACCAUUGGUACUGCCGUCUACGGUCUUAUGGACUCAAAUGCUACAAGCAAGACCACAUGUGACGCACCAAUGAAUCAAUACGUUCGUUGGUGUUUCGUUCCAAUAUUUACGUUAUGCCUAGCAAUUAUCAAUCAGGCCAAGUUCAAGCAAAUGCCUGUCAUGCUCGCCAUCUCGUUCUCAGGAUAUAUCGUGAAUUUCUUUUCGGCAAAGAGAUUCCCUUCCAGUGCACAGAUCUCCAAUACUCUCGGUGCUCUCGCUGUUGGUGUUCUUGGGAACCUUUAUUCGAGAGUUAGACAUGGUGUAGCGGCUGCGGCAUUAUUACCUGCCAUUUUCGUACAAGUUCCUUCUGGUCUCGCUGCGAGUGGUUCUCUCUUAGCAGGUCUGAGUUCAGCGGAUUCCCUUACGAAUAGUACGUCGUACGCGAAUGGAACUGCUAAAGUUAAUGGAACAAGUUCGGUCGCCGUCACUAAUACUGAAGAUUUGAACACGAUUGUGUUUAAUGUCGGUUAUAGUAUGAUUCAGGUUGCUAUUGGAAUUACUGUCGGUCUCUUCCUUAGUGCCUUGAUUGUUUAUCCUUUUGGGAAAAGAAGAAGUGGAUUGUUUAGUUUCUAG
Messenger RNA from Sclerotinia borealis F-4128, 2664 nucleotides. The record is from the annotation of a GenBank genome assembly. Lineage: Eukaryota; Fungi; Ascomycota; Leotiomycetes; Helotiales; Sclerotiniaceae.